Messenger RNA from Lutzomyia longipalpis, 5712 nucleotides. RefSeq lists its product as uncharacterized. Gene Ontology annotation, biological process: signal transduction. The transcript has 5 exons. NCBI's taxonomy places the organism in Eukaryota, Metazoa, Arthropoda, Insecta, Diptera, Psychodidae. The record is from RefSeq and is a predicted model, not a curated record. Bases 825 to 5438 code for a protein of 1537 amino acids.
GAUUCUUGUCGAUGUAAUUUUUAUUCAUUUCAAAAAUAAAUAUUUUCUUUUUUUUUUCCUCAUUUUUUUUUCGUUGUGUUUUCCCAAUUAUUUCUCCCAUUUCUCAGUUUAUUUGUGUCCCCAAUUGCUUAACUUCCAUUUUAUGUUGUAUUUCCGCAAUAUUUUGUUGCGAAAAAGUGGCAGAAGAAAGUGAAAAUGUGAUGGUUUUUCUUGUGAGAAAAGCAGGUUGAAAAAUUCCGAUAAGACUUAUCUUGCGUAAAAUCUUUAAUUAUCUCACGACUUUUCUUCCAUUCCACCGUGUCUUCUCCAUUUGUGAUUACCUGAAGACAUUUCCCAGGUAUUUUUGGAGAAUUUAAAAGUAUUUUUGUGCCAAAAAACUGUGAAAAUAAACGUGGAAGGAAUUUUUAGUGAAAGUUUUGCAAAAUAUUUUUUGUGGGUGUUCCCGGAAAGUUCUGACGGCGGGUGGAAGGAUCUUGUGGACAAGCGGAGGGAUAGUCUGUGCAUUAGACAGAUCAUCGACCUUGUGUUUGUGUGCAGGAAUAGCAAAAACAGGCAGAAGUGCAUUAUUGAGGAGAGGAGCUUCUCAAUUGGGCAGCAAUUGACUGUGAAUGGAGGAGGAGGAGUGAUUCAAUGAAUUUAUCAGCAGAACUCGGGAUGAGUCAUGGCAAUUGUUGACGACUUCUUUGUACCACCACAUUCCCCCGUUUAGCACGUUUUGCUGCUGAGCUGACGCUUCACACACAGAGAGUUCUUGCUACAAAAAAAAAGUUUUAUUUUGUGAAGAAUCGAAUUUCUUGUCCAGUAAACAAAAAAAAAAGAGAAUAAUGGAUUGUCCACGUCCUGUGCCACGUCCACGGAAGAAUCUCCAGCAAAAGACAUCCACGGAGGAAGCACCGAAAAAGUAUGAGAAUGUCACGAAAGACAAAACAAUCUUCAACAUCAGAGAAGAUCAGCCAAAAGAAGGGAAGCAACGGAAGGAGAAUAAUGUGGAUGAGCUGGAUAACCCGUAUAGGAAUGUCAUCACAGAGAUGAACAACCUCAAUUUGGAGCUCAACAAGAGCCUCUCAAUGGAGAAGAAACUCCUCGAAGCUGCAGGCCCAGAGGAGGAAGCCCGGAAACCCGUUCCAGCUCCUCGAAGGCAUCAAUCCAGUGAAACAGGCGCUGUGAGUAAGAAGCCCACAAGGAAGGCUCCAGGCCUCCCACCCAAUAAAACCGACACCCCAUCAUCAUCAGCUGCAGAGCCCCCGAAGAAGCCAGCACGAAGGUGCUCCCGAGACAAUCCACAAACAACCAAAAUCUACCCAGAGCUGCAAAUGGAUGAAUUGCCGACAUCAGCACUGGAGAAAUCCCCCUCCAGCAGCACACUCAGCAGCUCACAUUCCAGCAACGACAAUCUCUCCAAGUUUAAAACUUCAUCACCAGGAGAUCUCCUUAAAUCGAUUGGGGCUACAUCGAAGCUUCUCAAGGAUUCAAUUUCGGAACGUGUGCAGGCAAAGACAAAGGAGACGCGUCACAAAUUGGACAAGAACUUUCAGACGUCGCGCGAUAAACUUUCCGUGUGGGGCAAUGAGACGAGUUCGAAGUUGAAGAAUGUAAUUGGGAGUGGGCAGAAUUUUUCUCUUGGGCGCAAGGAGAAGAAAGCGCCGGCAUUUGAUCCGGAUAGGCCGCAAACGUUGCCGCCCAAUGAUACGGUCUUCCAGUCGAUUCAAUUCAAUAGCCCCCUGCAGAGUAAGACGAAUAAUUGUGGGGAUAUUAGUGUGGCAGAGUCCUCGUAUGAGAUCCCACGGAGUAAGAUGUCCCUGACAAGUGGUACGAGUGGGUCAAUUGAUGUUGCUGCCGCGGGGAAUAAAUCCAUCCCGGGUUCCCCGCAUUUGGCCGGCAAUUUCGAGAGGAAUUCCUCAAUGACACAGAGUAUGGUUAAUCCGGUGGUUAAGCCUCGAAGGCCUCCACCGCCAGUUAUGCGAAUCCGCAGUGAGAGUAAUCUCUGUGCUCCUGAUUCGGAUUCAUCCUCAGUCGAGGGAUUCCCCUGCCCCAAAGGCCCGGCGCCGGUGCUCAAAGAAGAAGAGCCCUAUGGGAAGAUUAGCAAGUCAAAGUAUGAGGAUAGCACGGAAUCUGAUUCCCCAGAUGUUCAAAUACGUCGGCAUAAGGAUUAUGAGAACACCAAUGUGGCUUCAAAUCGUGCCACAGUGGAUUCCAAUGAGAAUACCCUCUAUCCGCGUCUUUUCUCUCGCUUGGCGAGUGUUGAUAGUGCUGUGGAUGAUUACUACGCAGCCAGGAAGCGCAAGGAUGCAGGAGAUGCGAAUGUGAGUGAUUCCUGGGCAUUCUAUGAUGUAGCUGGGAAUGAGGAGGAGCGCGAGAUGAGUUCUCCGGAGCCAAUUUAUGCAAAUGAUGGGCCAGUGAGGGAACCCGUGUAUGGGCUUCUGUGUGAAAUGGAGUCCGAUAAGAGUAUCAUAGCUCCGAGGAAAGUGACUCAAAAUCAGGCAAAGAGGAUUUCAAUGAGGAAUCCAAAGGAUAUUAUUGAUGAAUUUGAUCCACUUUUUGCGGCAUCCGUCAGUGAGGAUUUCCAGAAUAAGAGUAAUCAGUUGAUUUUGCUGGAGAAUCUCCUCGCGGAGGAAACUUAUGGGUCUAUUGAUGAUGACAACAUUACGGAUGAUCAGAGUUUGACGCCGGAUUUGUCGGAUGAUGACAACUCAAGCGUUGACACGGGAAUUCCUGAGAGAAGGGAACCCGAAGCAGGAAGCUCCGGAGAAGCUUCUGGGGCUUCCGGAGGAGCAAAAAGAAGCGUAAUUGUGCAUCAAAAUCUCCGCCUUAGGUCCGAUAGUGUUGAGAAUAUUGUCGAUGAGGCAGAAAUUGAACCGUAUUUAUCACAAAUUGAUGAAGAUCACUUCAGUGCUGAAGGAGCCACAGCGGAUUUGCGUCGUCCAACAGCUCAACGUACCAAUUGGUUCGUGGAUGAAGCUGCAGCAGUGGAAAAGUAUGCAAAAGAUCAAAAUAUCGAUCCGGCAAAUAAGAAUGAUCUCUCGGGGAGGAGAGUGCAAGAAAAAGUGGGCAAAAGUCUCCCAAAAAUCCCUCCAGGAGAUCCCCCGUCGUAUCAAGAAGCAAUAAAUGAAGGCGCCAAUCCGGCAGCAAGUGGUCUUCCGGAUAAAGCACCCAAACCCCCAGCUCCAGGAACACUUCCGGGAAAUCCCUCAAUGAUGUCACGCUUCCAAAAUGUCUUCCAGAAGAGUAAGAAAAAUCUCCUGAGAAAAUCGAGUUUCAAGGCAAAGAAGGACGUGGCAACAGUGCUGGAGAUGAUCCCUAAGCCAGGGAUUGUUCCACGAGGAACUCGCUAUGAUGGCUAUUUAAUACGUCUCCCAUCGGGUACGGGAGUUGUUAAGGAUAUUCUCAAGGAAUUCCAGAGUCGCUACGUGAUUCUGCAUGAGCAGAAAUUCUCAACAUUCCUCGAUGCAAGCGCCAAGACGCCGAAAGAAACCUUCCCGCUGGAUCACGUGACAACAAUUCAAAUUGUUCUAAAUCACAAAUUCAGCAAUAGCACAACGGAGAAGCACUGCUUUGAGGUCACAGUGACAACCCCAAAAGCCCCAAGUCAGGCUCUAAAUAACCCCAAUAUGGUGAUGACGACGACAAAUAGUGGGAAUGCAAAGGCACAGAGAGUGUGCUACUUGUACAGCGCCCCGAAAGCAUCAGAGCGCAAUAGGUGGAUGCAGAGAUUCAUUGAGAGCAUGACUGAGGUGUUCCCAUCAUCAGCAACGUGUGACUACAGCCGUGCUGGAUGGUGCUACCUGAAGAAAUCCAUCACAGCUCAGUGGUCAGGUGCGUGGAUUCUCUUGCAGCGCAGGAAACUUCUCUUCUACAGCAUGGCAGACAAGAAGUUGGAUGUGAUGGAUCUCAGAAAGGCACGUUGCCUCGUACUUAAGGACUCCGAUGAAUCCAUUGUGAAUCUACACGUGGAAUCUGGACCACUCCUCAUGAUUGACUGCCCACCCUUCACCGUAUACUUCAUCAUGAGUUCCCCGCGGGAGACAAAGAUCUGGCGUCAUAUUGUGAAGGAAGAGGCCCUGAAGAAUGGUACACUGCUGAAGCAACAGCAGCUGACGAAGGAUAACGUUCCUGUACUCAUUGACAAGUGCGUCAACUUCAUCUACGCCCAUGGGUCAAUGUCUGAGGGGAUUUACCGGAAAUCCGGUACUGAAAAUGGCAUCCAGAAGCUUCUCAGUGCUUUCCACGCGGAUGCAUUUAGUGUUCAAAUCACUCGCUCUGAGUACUCUGAGCACGAUGUUGCGAAUGUUCUCAAGAGAUUCAUUCGUGAUUUGCCAGAGCCAAUGCUUGGGAAGUACACAGUGGGUUUCCUUAGUAUUUCCUCCCUCAAAUCUGCCACAGAAAAGGUGGAUUCGUACAAACAGCUCCUUCAGCGACUCCCAACAAUCGAAUAUCAGGCUCUGCGCAAGCUUCUGGGGCAUUUGAACUUCAUCCAAUCACAGAAGCAUCACAAUAAGAUGAGCUCAGAGAACUUGGCCAUGAUCUGGGGGGCGAAUUUGCUGUAUGACAGUGAUUCGACAAAUGGUGAAGUGAAGUAUUCCAUGCAGGAGACAGCCACAAUGCACGACCUCAUUGUCUACUACAAAAAUCUCUUCCACCCAACGGUCGAUGAGGUGGCCAAGGAGCAAAUUAUGCUGAGUGUUCUGCAGAAAUAUCACGCCACAGCGGAAAAUCUUGCGGAUACAGUGAAGAAGUCAGGGGAUUUGAAGGUUUGGGUGACAAUUGUGGGGGAGAAGAAUACCCCGGAGGAUAAGCAGCAGGUUAAUGUAUCACUAACACCCACAAAGACAGCGUAUGAUUUGUGCAAGGAACUCGCGGGGAAAAUUAAUCUUCAACCCCACAAGGUGACACUGUCGGAGAUAAUCUUGAAUGGGGAUCUCCAGAGGCCACUUCAUCACACUGAAAAUGUUCUCAAUGUCGUCCUGAGAUGGACUGACUGGUCAGACGCAGAUCGCAAAGAUAAUUAUCUGGAGGUGCGUCCUACAAAGUUCUUGUAUGAAAUUGAACGAGCCUUGAGGAAUCUGCCAACAGUAACACCGAAUACCGAGUUAAAGUUUGCCGAUUGCAAGACAAAGACACUGAAAGCCUUCACGCUGGAACUGAUGGAUGGGAAGAUUACGGUGCUGAAGAAGGAGAAGCAGGUGGAUGUGAAGGUGAAGGAGAUCGAUCUCAAGGGUGUUGUGGCCUACUUGGGAUGCGAGAAGAAGCGCGAAUGUCAAGUACGAUGGGCCAUAACGCUCGUUGAGAAUUCCUUUACAAAAAGGAAUCGAGAUUCUCCAUUUAUGGGACACAUUUUGGCGGGAACAAAUUCCAAUGAUCAAAUCAUUUGGUUCUCCAGCAUCCUCCACUGCCUCCACAAGACGGAUAUUCUUCCCGCACCGGAGCUCAUCCUGCCUUAAUGCACAGAAGCAUUGCCAUUCUAACAUUUUAAUCCUCUUUUUUUAUAUAAUUUUUUCAUUGUUGUAAAUCUAACCCUUUUAGGACUUUAAGGGUGUGCCUACACGUAAAUCCGGAUAAAUGCAAAGGAAAUGUGAUUUUUGAUGAGGAAUUUAGAGCAAACAGCAAGACAUAUUGGCAGAGUGGAGAGAAAAAGAAUUUUAGGAGAAAUUAUUUUACAUAUUUUAUAUUAUUGUACACAUUUAUAUUUUACAAAUAUAUUUCUUGAAAGCGAAA